Messenger RNA from Populus trichocarpa (black cottonwood), 2058 nucleotides. Its product is annotated as beta-glucosidase 12-like. Gene Ontology annotation, molecular function: beta-glucosidase activity. NCBI's taxonomy places the organism in Eukaryota, Viridiplantae, Streptophyta, Magnoliopsida, Malpighiales, Salicaceae. The transcript is spliced from 15 exons. The record is from RefSeq and is a predicted model, not a curated record. Gene Ontology annotation, biological process: carbohydrate metabolic process. The coding region runs from base 165 to 1706 and encodes 513 amino acids.
CAUGUCGAUGUUCUUACAAAAUCCAUACUUCAUACGUUCAUUUAUUUAUUUUUCACUGCUAUCUCACUAUACAUUCUUUAUUCUGAUCACCCAACAAUCUUUAGUGCUGCUCAAGCUUUUAUUGCCCUUCUGCAAGGCUGUUCAACAAAGACUUAGUGUAUAUCAUGGGAAGUAUUGCCCAGUUGAGUCGUAAUUCUUUCCCAGAUGGUUUCGUUUUUGGAUCUUCUUCGUCAGCUUACCAGUUUGAAGGUGAAACAAACAGGAGAGGCAAAGGGCCGAAUAUAUGGGACACCUUCAUCGAGGAGCAUCCAGAGAGGAUAAGUGACCAUAGCAAUGCAAAGGUGGCAGUUGAUUUCUAUAAUCGCUAUAAGGAAGAUGUGCAAAGAAUGAGGGGAAUGGGAAUGGAUGCUUUCAGAUUCUCUAUUUCUUGGUCUAGGGUAUUACCACAUGGCAGACUAAGUGCUGGAAUAAACGAAGAAGGGAUCCAGUUUUACAACAAUCUCAUCGAUGAGCUCAUAAAAAAUGGUAUACAGCCUUAUGUAACUCUCUUUCAUUGGGACACUCCACAAGCAAUUGAGGACAAAUAUGGUGGUUUCUUGAGCCCUAAUAUUUUAAUCGAUUUCCGAGACUUCGUGGAGCUUUGCUUCCAAAGAUUUGGAGACCGAGUGAAGCACUGGAUCACUUUAAAUGAGCCUUUUAUGUUUAGCGUCAAUGGCUAUGACACGGGCACAUUGGCACCCGGCAGAAUUUCAACUUUGGAGAAUUAUCCAGGCCAACCCAAAAUCUCUGGCGCCACCGAAGUUUACAUUGUAACCCAUCAUCUAUUGCUUGCUCAUGCAACGGCUGUGAAAGUAUACAAGGAAAAGUAUCAGACGUGUCAAGGAGGUAAAAUUGGGAUAACCCUCGUUUCUCAUUGGUUUGAACCUUACUCAACUAGUGAAAGUGAUCGGAUGGCAACUGAACGAAGCCUUGAUUUUAUGCUUGGAUGGUACAUGGAUCCUCUAACUAAAGGUGACUAUCCACAGAAUAUGCACGACUACGUUGGAGGAAGAUUGCCUAGAUUCAGUGAGGAGGAAUCCAAGAUGCUGAGAGGAUCUUAUGACUUUAUUGGGGUCAAUUACUACACUACAUACUAUGCUCAGAAUGUUGAGGAUGUUGACUAUAAAAAUAUUGGGUUUAUGGAAGAUGCUCGUGUUAACUGGCCAGGGGAGAGAAAUGGAAUACCAAUAGGCCCACAGGCGGGUUCAAGUUGGCUUUAUAUUUAUCCCGAAGGUAUUCGUCAUCUCUUGAAUUACAUAAAGGACGCGUAUGAAAAUCCAACAAUAUAUAUCACUGAAAAUGGAGUUGAUGACGUGAAUUCCUCGUCAUUAGAGGAAGCCCUCAAUGAUGCCAUAAGAGAGAAAUAUUAUAAAGACAUUUUCCACAAUGUUCUGAAAUCUAUCAAUGACCAUGGUGUCGAUGUCAAGGGGUUUUUUGCUUGGUCAUUCUUGGAUGAUUUUGAAUGGGGAUCCGGUUAUGGUUCAAGGUUUGGUCUCUUCUACAUUGACUACGAAAACAACUUGAAACGAUAUGCCAAAAAUUCUGUGAAGUGGUUUAAGCAAUUUCUGAAGAAGGACGAAAGUACUCAACUCAACGAUAACAUAAAAUCAAAAUCUCGAAUGGAGGAGGCAUCAGCUCGUAGCCGUAAGAAGUCGAGAAUUGAUUAAACAUAUAUUGGCAUGAAAUAUAAUAAGGAGCCCUUUUCGUAUGAUCAAGACCUACUUGAAACCACAUCAGAAUAGCACCAAACGCUGAAGUCAAACUUUGUUGCAGCAAGUUAGGUUUCCACGUCUGAUAAAUUCUAUUCCAUGCAUGUUUGCGUCCUUCUAGUUUGUGGACAUCAGUGGAUCUUUGUCUUCGAAUUAAUUCUCACAUUUUCGUCUAGGAUCGAUGCUGUUCUUGUUGUAAUAAUAAGAUUUAUUUGUAUUUAUUUUUUAUUUUUUAUAUGUAUUGAUUGGUUAUCGAUCAAAUUCGAUAUUAAAUAAUAACUUGCUCUGCGCAAUUUCUUUUUUCCUGUAA